CCUUUGAGCUCAUCGCUUUGGAACGGAACGCUCCGUGACAGCGUUUGCUAAGCUUCAUGAGCUGCGCUCUGCCAUAUAACUCUCACACACAAUGAGAGAAGAAAAAAAUAACAAAAAUAGCAAUAAAGAAGAGUGAUCACAGUAUAAACCAAACACAAGAGACACGACAUACCUUCCUACCCUCACUCUCACCUAUGCCUAUGCUUUUUGGUUAUGUGUUUCUAAGCCUCUCUUUCUCUCUCUCUCUCUCUCACGCACAAACCUAUUAUAUCCUUUCUGAAGGGAAGGAAGGAGGCGCUUUCUGCUUAUAACCUCCACAUGCGUACCCGUAUCUUCUCCGGCUCCUACAGGAAGAAAGAAAAGCGCAGAUCCCAAGACCCAAAGGAGCACACCGUCCCUCUCCUGUUGCGUUCCAUAGCUGUUCCUUUCUCAGCACCGGUCACCCCCUGCUUGUUAAUCGUUCGCCAUAGGAGUAUUUCCUCUACCUCCGUUGUUCCACAAAGGAAGCAGAAGAACAAUGAGAGCGUCUGCUGUCUCGAUGCAGCUCGCUCUCUUCCUCGUCUCCGUCGCCUCCCUGGCGGCUUCCCUUGCCGACGGAGUCACCCCGCAGAUCUACUCCGACGAGCAACAACCUCUCACCGCCAGUGAGUUCGACUCGACUACUGUCCCGGCCUUCCCGUUGGCUCGGACGGACAACCACAGCGCGUGCCGACUUGACCUCUCUGACGAGCUCUUUGGGGGAGUCGGGGACGCCUGUGUCCGCGGCGGCCUCGACCGGAGCCGCUGCUGCCCCGUGCUCGCCGCCUGGCUCUUCGCGGCGCAUGCCCGUUCCGCCCUGGAGAUCCGCCCGCCGCCUGCGGCGGAGGACGGGCUGGGUGGCGCGGACGGGCCGAUGAUGCCGGACGACAACCAGAAGUGCGUGGACUCGCUGCAGAGCGCGCUGGAGCGGCGUGACAUCCGCCUGCCGCGGCCCAAUGCCACCUGCGACACCGUGCUUUGCUACUGCGGCAUCCGCCUCCACCAGAUCGGGUCGCUCCGCUGUCCAACCGCCUUCAACGUCAGCGGCGGCGCCAACGCCGCCCGUAACGUCACUCCGACGGCAUCUGUUCGGCAGCUCGAGCGCGACUGCCGGAAUGCUUCCUACGCUGGCUGCAAUCGCUGCCUCCACUCGCUGGAGAAGCUGAAGGAGACUGGUGGCGGUGUUGGGGGCGACAACGGGGAUCGCGCGACGAAGAUGCUGGGGCGGGACUGCCAGCUGAUGGGUCUGACGUGGCUGCUGGCGAGGAACAAGACGGCGUACAUCCCCACCGUGUCAGCCGUCCUGCGUGCCGUGCUCUACAGCGCCCACCCACCGCAGGCCGAUGGCAGUGGAGGAGGGUCCGGCUACAAGUGCAGCCCGGACCAGGAGAACAUGCCCCUCGCCGUCGACUCCCUCCAAUUCCCGCACCAACCUGACUCCGCCGCCGCCGCCGCCACCACUUAUCGUUCCGCCUCCCCUUCCGCCCUCGUGCUUUCUUCCAUCCUGCUGCCCAUCCUGCUGCUCUCUCGUCUUCCCCUGCUAACUAUUUUCCAGAGGACGGCGGUCAGUGCAGUCAACAAUCAUACAUAAACUGUAAUGUGUGGUGCCGAGCAAACCAAAAUUGGCGAUUAGGUGAGGUUGAUGAUAGAAUAUGACGUUGUCAGAGAGCAUUCAUGGUGGUGGAAUCGGCUGCCUAAAUCAUGCGUGAAUUGACACGAACCAGAUACUGGUGCUGCUACGUUGAUCUCUCCGCAACUUAGCAGAAAUCGAACCGCGGAGUGUUGUCAUGGACGUGUUUUGGGGCCAUGAGGACGCCGGCUUCGUCAGCCACCGCGGGCAACGUCUCAGCCGUCUCCCGUAGCAUCCGCGCGACACGAAGCGUUCAUUCUCGUCUUUUCUUAACGGCUGCUCCCUUUCCAUUGGCAAUUACCGCUUAAACUCGAGGUUUUCAUUUCAUUUUACCAAAUAUUGGGGCUUAUUUUAUAAACAUUUAUUUUUCAAAUUUGAAAUAUGAUAUUAAUAUGCCAAAAGACAUACUAAAUUGAUCCGAAAUUUAAUUACAUAAAUGGUUGGU
Molecule: messenger RNA, 2093 nt
Organism: Musa acuminata subsp. malaccensis (wild Malaysian banana)
Lineage: Eukaryota; Viridiplantae; Streptophyta; Magnoliopsida; Zingiberales; Musaceae
Source: RefSeq, a predicted model, not a curated record